AUGCUUCGUGCCCAGAGGGACUGUCCGAUGUCGGCUUGCGACCCCUUUCUCGCAGUUGCGUUCUUCUCAGCUGUCGCCAGGGUGCUUCUAACACGGAUAUGGCUGAUGCGAUGGUUUCAUGCUCCUGUAGACUUUAAUGUUAAGUCAUGUCGCCUUAGACCGAAUCCCGCCAUACUGGUUGAUUGGUCCUCGGGUGAGUGUGACGCCCUCUAG
Messenger RNA from Protopolystoma xenopodis, 213 nucleotides. NCBI's taxonomy places the organism in Eukaryota, Metazoa, Platyhelminthes, Monogenea, Polystomatidea, Polystomatidae. The record is from the annotation of a GenBank genome assembly.